GUCACACUGGGAACGACGCUGAAACGACGUCGGAGUUUUGGACGAUUAAAAUAAUGCUGAAAUUGAAAGCAGCAGCCGAAAAACAAUUGCAAUGUGUGCAAAUGCAAGCAAUCAAUAUGUGUUUAUUAACAAAGUGCGUGUGUUAAGCAAAAAGUGCGAUCUGUAGGCAUAGCAGUGCAAUCGCAACAAGGCAAGAGAGAGCCAGUGCUUACAGCCAAGCACACACACUCACACAAGCACACACACAGACACACACCACACACACAUACACUGAACAUGGAAUCGUCCAUUAAGCUUAAGGAGUGCAACAACUCGAAUGGUAAUCCAAAUCAGAGCCUCAAUCAGAGUCAACUGUGCAAUGGGAACAGCAACUGCACCACCGGUGGCAGCGGCGUCGGUGUGACCGUUAGCAUUUGCAGCAGCGACAGCUUUAGCAGCAUGAUGCCACCGCCCGCAACGACGCGCGAUCAUGAGUUGGUCAGCGCGAACAGCAUCGAACUGAAUGCGGCUGCCUCGCUGAGCGAUGACAGCGGCGUCCCAUUGACCACCAACAGCUCCAUAUCCAGCGGCGAUUCGUAUCGCAUUGGCAUGUGCAAAUUUGAGAUUGAGAUGGUGGAGAGCGAUGGCGAGGUGUCACAGUUCGAUUCGCUGGACAAUUGCUCGGAGGGUGGCAUGAGCGCGGAGAACUUUAAUACGCUUAAAAAGGGGCCGCUGGCGCCGAUUGAUCCGCCACCCGAAUUCCAGGACUCGCCUCAAACGACUCUCGUGCGCUCCAUCUCCAAGAACAUUGUUAAUAGCUUGCGCCGCUGGACCUCAUCGCAGUCGUCGUUCGAGCAUCUCAAGGAUGAUGUGACGAUGGUCAGUGCUGCGGUGGCUAGCGGAGUCACAGGUGUCAACCAGGAGCUGGUGCUGUUGCUGGCCAAACCAACGUUGGAUAUCACCAGCACCAGCAGCAGCUGCAAGCACUCUUUCAGUGAUGCUGCAGCUGCAGCGGAGCGCACGCUCAAGGAAUCGUAUGCCAUCAACAAGCAUCUGUACUCGAGCGAUUCCAUACUGAACAGCCAUACGGACAACAUAUACGACGAACCAAAUAAUAUUAUAAGCAGCUCGCUGGGCAAUAGUAUUGACCUGCUCGACGACGAUGAGGACGAUGACAAUGAUGAGGAUGAUGAUGCUGAUGACGAUGACGACGAGGCUGCCUCGGAGCAGAGCAGCUGUUCGCCAUCGCUGCCAUCGCCACCGCCGCCCGUCUCGAUAAUAAAAAUUAAACAGACGCUGUGCCCCUACUAUCAGGACCAUACGCGCUACUUCAAGGCCAUACCCACGGAACAGGAUAGCAUUGCCAGUGCGAAGGCGGCGGCGGCAGCAGCUGCGGCACAGCAGCGCUUCAAUACCGCCGGCCUAUCCGAAAUACACGAUUACGAUCUGUAUUAUGGGGCGCGAGGCAGGCAGCUAGCCAUGCAGCCGCAGGGCGACAACGGCAGCAGCAGCCUGCAGCGUAGGCAGUUGCUUUAUAGCCCACUGGGCCACACCAGUCACUGUCACUAUCAUUCGCAUCAUCACCAUCACCAUCACGGCCACCAUCACCAUCAUCAGCAGCAUGGCCAGCGGCCCAACUCGCGCAAUUCGCUUAACAGUCGCCUGAGCAGUUCGCACAACUCACUGAACGUGUCGUCGGCGAACAAGCCGGAUGAUUCGAUUUUCAUAACGCAGGCGAUGUCGCAUGAUGCGCUGUUUACGCGCGAAAUUUCCGAUUUCUACAACGUGCCCAUCGAUUCGGACAUCUAUGCCUUUCCCGUUGACAUGAUUGAGCAGCAGCUGGAGAAGCAACAGCUCGAACAGCAGCAGCUGGAGAAACAGCAGCAGCAGCAGCAGCAGCAACAGCAGCAGCAGCAGCAGCCGCAACAGCAGAAUGUGGCGUACCACAAGGCUUCGAGUAGACGCAACAAACGAAACAAGCGUAAACAACGCUAUGCGGCGGCAGCUGCAGCAGCGGCGGCGGCGGGGGCGACGACGGUGGUGGAGACCAGCGAUGACGGCGGCGACAAGACGGGCAAACAUGGCAAAUAUCGUACGCCGGUGGUGCAAAGUGGUGAAGCUGAGCCGCUGCAUAUGACGCUAGAUGAGGUGAAGCAGUUCUAUCAUACGCUCUACUCCGAUGCGGGCAAAUCCUCUUGGUGUGGUGCAAGUGCUGCCACCAACAACAAAAUGUUAGGCGCAGCAGCAGCUGGCGUUGGCAGUAAAGCGCUGGGCGUCAAGUCGAGCAACGAGACCAUUUGGAGCAUGUCUACGAACACCACCAACACGACAAAUACAACAACAACGACGGCGCGCACGCGUAGCAGUGCGGGCACCACACGGGCGAGUGGCGGUGCUGCCAACAGCGGGGGCGACACCGCCGCCAAAUAUCUGAGCAAACAGAACAAACACAACAUCGACAAUGAUAAGCUGAACAACAACAACAACAAUAACAACAAUAGCAGCAGCAACAAUUAUGCGCAGCAGCAACAGACGCAACAACAACCGUCGGCAGCUGCUGGCAGCACCACCCAGCUGACCAACUCAUCUGAGAAGCUGCUGUCGGAGCAACCCAACAACAACAAGCAUCUGCUGCACACGGAAAAGAAGUCGCAAUUCUCGCUGAAUCUGAAGCAGAAGUUCUGCAGCAUCUUUCGCUUUCGGCGCAGCAAUCACAGUCGCUGUCGCAGCGCCAAUGCAGCAGUAGCGGCGGCAACAGCAGCUUCAGUAGGUGCCACAACUGCCGCAGCUGCCGCUGUGAGUGCCACAGCAUCGGCGACCGAUGCCACCGAUACGGAUGAAGCUAACAAUCAGUGUCUCAAUCGCAGCGAGCCGAGUGCCGAUCUACGCAAAAAGUUUCAGUCGCGGGCAUUGCCGCCCUUGCCACGAAAAGCUUAUGCCAUUGAUGCCGCGGAAACGGAAUCGGAGGAGCAAAAGAAGAGCGCCGGAGCGCAAGAGCCGCGUGCACUUCAGUUUACCUCAAGCAUUGAGAAAGUCAAAGACUAUGGCUGGUACUGGGGUCCACUGUCCAGCGAGGCCGCCGAGAAGGUGCUUUCCAACGAGCCGGAUGGCUCGUUCAUAGUGCGCGACAGCUCCGAUGAUCAUUAUAUAUUCUCGUUGAGCUUCAAGCUAAACAACUGCGUGCGCCAUGUGCGCAUCGAGCAGGAUCAGGGCACAUUCUCGUUUGGCUCAUAUGCCAAGUUCAAAUCGCAAACUAUAACCGAGUUCAUUGAGAAGGCAGUCGAGCAUUCGCGCAGCGGCAGAUAUUUAUUCUUUCUGCAUCGUCGGCCGGAGCAUGGACCAAUGCGUGUGCAAUUAACCAAUCCAGUAUCUAGAUUUAAGCAUGUACAAAGCUUGCAGCAUAUGUGCAGAUUUGUUAUACUAAAGGCGGUUAUACGAAAGGAUCUAAUACAGACAUUGCCAUUACCAAGAAGACUUCUAGACUAUCUUAACUAUAAGCAUUGCUACUCCGAGCAGGUGGAGAGCGACAGUUCGCACUCGCAGAUAUCUGGCGAUGGCUCUAUGUAAAAUUAAGCGAGGCAAAUGGCGACAAAGAAUUUGAACGAAAGCGAAAGCAACAGAAAUUAUUACAUUAUAUAAGUAGUAGAAUUUAACAAACAAACAAACAAACAAAACAAUUAAUGAUAAAAUCAAGGCAAGAGCAAAGGCAUUUAAAAACACAAUCACACAAAAAGAACAGCAACAAAAACAAAAUAAUUGUUGAUAAAGGAUGCAAAGAAGAAGAUGAAGAAAUUCAAAACUCUGUUUAUUGAUCAUUUUUGUACUCGGUGCUAUACUAUAAAUAUUAACUAAUUAAUGACAAAGCAAAGGCGAAACAAAAUAAAACAAAAACAUAUAUUAAUUGAUAUGAUUAUGCGUAGUCAAGUAAAACAAGAACACAACACCAACAAUAAGAACAACAUCAAUAGUAAGAACAGCAAACAAAA
This is a messenger RNA of Drosophila hydei, 3965 nucleotides long. RefSeq names its product homeobox protein 5 (gene Socs16D). Lineage: Eukaryota; Metazoa; Arthropoda; Insecta; Diptera; Drosophilidae. The record is from RefSeq and is a predicted model, not a curated record. Gene Ontology annotation, molecular function: 1-phosphatidylinositol-3-kinase regulator activity. The transcript is spliced from 10 exons. Gene Ontology annotation, biological process: intracellular signal transduction; phosphatidylinositol phosphate biosynthetic process. Gene Ontology annotation, cellular component: phosphatidylinositol 3-kinase complex. The coding region runs from base 277 to 3546 and encodes 1089 amino acids.